Messenger RNA from Myotis brandtii (Brandt's bat), 2010 nucleotides. RefSeq names its product retinol binding protein 3, interstitial (gene RBP3). NCBI's taxonomy places the organism in Eukaryota, Metazoa, Chordata, Mammalia, Chiroptera, Vespertilionidae. Gene Ontology annotation, biological process: proteolysis. The record is from RefSeq and is a predicted model, not a curated record. Gene Ontology annotation, molecular function: serine-type peptidase activity.
AUGAGUGCUGGCAAGGAUGUGCAAAAACUGAGACCCUCAGAGACUGCUGGCGAGAAGCUGCUCUGUGGCCUGGCUGGCCCCACACACCUCUUCCUGCGCCUGGUGCUGGACAUGGCCAAGGUCGUGCUGGGUAACUACUGCUUCCCGGAGAGCCUGAUGGGGAUGCAGGGAGCCAGGCAGGCCAUCAAGAGUCGGGAGAGCCUGGGCACCUCAGACCCUCAGACACUGGCCCACGUCCUGACGGCGGCAGGAGUGCAGAGCUCUUUGAAGGACCCCCGCCUGGUCACCUCCUAUGAGCCCACGGCAAGUCCCAGCACUCACCAACCUCACACAGAGGAACUGCUUGUCCGGCUACAGGGCAUCCGCCAUGACGUUCUGGAGGGCGACGUGGUCCUGCGGGUGGACGACAUCCCGAGCCAGGAGGUGGUGAGCAAGCUCGGGGGCUUCCUGGCGGCCAGCGUCUGGAGGGAGCUCAGGCACUGCACGGGGGGCCACAUUUCUGGCAUCCCCUACACCAUCUCCUACCUGCACCCAGGAAACCCGGCCCUGCACCUGGACGCCAUCUAUGACCAGCCCCUCCCCGCCCCCAAUACAACCACCGAGAUCGGGACCUGCCCCAGGUCCUGGGGGGGGAGCAGGUACAGCGAUCACAAGGACAUGGUGGUCCUCACCAGCGGCCGCACCCGCCGGAGUAGGGAGGACACCGCGCACAUCCUCAGCGGUGCGGGGCCAUCGUGCGGGCUGGCCGAGGAGGCCCUCAGGGCCCAACAGGUGCUGGCGUUCCACCGGGGCCUGGGGCCUGGUAAAGGGCACGCGUGUCUGCUGGAGGCUCACUAUGCACAGCCUGUCGGGCAGAUAGGAGACCUGCUAUGAAACAAGCUGGCCAGAGCCUACCGCACAGCCAUGGACCUGGAGUCCGUGGCUUCCCAGCUCACGGCUGACCUGUAAGAGGUGUCUGUCUGGAGACUACCAUGCUCUGGUGCUGCACAACCUUAGGGGCUGGCACCAGAGGAGGCGCCCCCUCUCCUGCCGGCUCCUCCCCCAGGAGCCCUCCUACCUCAUCGGGCCCUGUUCAAGACGAGGUGCUGCCAGCCCGCUGGGCUACUUGCGCUUUGAGCCAUGGCUGAGCUGGAGACCAUGAAGGUCGGGCCGCAGCUGACGCUGCUGGUGUGGCAGAGGCUGGUGGACACGACCGCCGUGCUGGUCAUCGAUCUGCGCUACAACCCUGGCAGCUACUCCAUGGAGGGGCCCCUGCUCUGUUCCUACUUUCCUGAGGCAGAGCCCCGCCAGUACCUCUACUCUGUCUUUGGCAGGGCCACCUCGAGGGUCACAGAGGCGGCCCUUCCCCAGGUGACUGGUCAGCGCUACACCCACAAGGACCUGCACAUCCUGAUGAGCCACACCAGCAGGUCGGCAACGAAGGCUUUUGCUCACACCAUGCAGGACCUGCGGCAGGCCACCGUCAUCAGGGAGCCCACGGCUGGAGGGGCCCUCUCUGUGGGCAUCUACCAGGUGGGCAGAAGUCCCUUAUAUGCCUCCAUGCCCACGCCGAUGGCCCUGAGCACCAGCACUGGCAAGACCUGGGUGGCAGGAGGAGAGCCUGACAUCACCGUGCCCACGAGCGAGGCCCUCUAUGCCCAGGACAUAGCGGGCCUGCGCGCCAAGGUGCCCCCUGUGCUGCAGACCGCCGGAACGGUCAUGGAUAACUAUGCCUCCCCUGAUGUGGCUGCCAAACUGAGCCAUCUGCAGAGCUGUUAUUCGAGGGUGACCUCUGAAGGGGCACUGGCUGAGACUGGGGCUGACCUGCAGGUGCUGUCUGGGGGCCCACACCUGAAGACAGCCCAGAUUCCUGAGGAUCAUGCCCAUGCAGGACCCACACCAGGCCACACCCUGCCAGGCUCUCUGCAGUUAGAAGAGGAGAGGAAAGGCGGCCUCCGCUGUCAGGAUCCUGAGGCUCGGCUCAGCCCCACCUGGGAAGCAGGGCCGGGCACCUCUCCAGGAGGAGUGUGA